This is a messenger RNA of Salvelinus namaycush (lake trout), 2412 nucleotides long. RefSeq names its product protocadherin alpha-3-like. Bases 1 to 2412 code for a protein of 803 amino acids. Gene Ontology annotation, cellular component: plasma membrane. Gene Ontology annotation, biological process: homophilic cell-cell adhesion. Gene Ontology annotation, molecular function: calcium ion binding. The record is from RefSeq and is a predicted model, not a curated record. The transcript has 2 exons. NCBI's taxonomy places the organism in Eukaryota, Metazoa, Chordata, Actinopteri, Salmoniformes, Salmonidae.
AUGGGUAGUCAACGACAAAGAGAAAUCGUUUGGAUUCAGUGCGUCGCGUUGCUUUGUUUAUUUGACUGGUCUGCAGCGCAGAUCUCUUACUCCGUUUCAGAGGAGGUGGACAAAGGCACGUUUGUGGGGAAUCUCGCUAAGGAUUUGAACCUUAAUGUACACGAACUGGAGUCGAGGGGUCUAAGGAUUGUAUCGGGACACAGUAGGCCUAAGAGGUAUUUCGAGGCGAAUUUGAAAACAGGAAUUCUAUAUGUUAACGAGAGGCUAGACAGAGAGGAGCUUUGUCCGAAUACGGUAAAGUGUUCGCUAAACAUACAGGCCAUAUUGAGCCAUCCUACGCAGCUCCACCGUAUAGAGGUGAAUAUCUUUGACAUAAAUGACAAUGCACCAUCUUUUCGUGAAACCGUGAAAUUAUUAAAUAUUUCAGAAUCCUCAUAUCCCGGUGAGAGAUACCUUCUACCGGUAGCCAAUGACGCAGAUACGGGCAGUAACUCGGUAAAGAGCUACAAGCUGAGCCCGAAUGAAUACUUCUCCCUGGAUGUACAGAGCGGUGGAGAGCAGAGUGUGUCUGCUGAGUUAGUGCUGCAGAAAGCUUUAGACCGAGAGAAACAGCCCGUUAUCCAGCUCACCCUGACCGCUGUAGAUGGAGGAAAUCCUCCAAGAUCCGGAACGUUACAGAUUAUUGUUAACGUAAUGGAUGUAAAUGACAAUACGCCAGUAUUUAGCCAAUCCCUUUACAAGGCAUGUGUUUCUGAAAACGUUGCCUUUGCGUCAUCUAUAUUAACAAUCACCGCCACUGAUUUAGAUGAGGGGGUAAAUGGUGAUCUUGUUUAUUCUUUCAUUGAACGGGGACAUUUUAACCCUGCCGAUACAUUUUCCAUCAAUUCAGACACAGGUGAAAUUAAACUUAAGGGGAAGUUAGAUUAUGAGGAAAACGCUGCAUACGAAAUUCGUGUGCAGGUGUCAGAUCGUGGGCACUCUCCUCGCAGUGCCCAUGGUAAAGUGUUAGUGGAAGUUAUUGAUGUUAAUGACAAUACCCCUGAAAUAUCCGUGACGUCACUUAUGAGCCCAGUGAGAGAGGAUGCUGAGUUAAUGUCUGUGGUCGCCUUGGUCACGGUAAAUGAUAAAGAUGGAGGUAAAAAUGGCCUCACCAACUGUAAUCUUGUAGGGUCUGUCCCUUUCAAACUAAAGUCGAACUACAAAAACGAUUAUUCUUUAGUGGUAGACGGGCCUCUUGAUAGGGAGAGCACUGCUCAGUACAAUGUCACCAUCACAGCUACGGAUGAAGGGACCCCUCCUCUCUCCAGCACCAGAGUUAUUACUGUAGACGUUUCUGAUGUGAAUGACAACACUCCUCGCUUCUCAGAAUCAAUUAUUAAUGUUUAUGUGAAAGAGAACAGUCCGGUAGGUGACGUCAUUUAUACGACGUCUGCUUUUGAUCCAGAUUCAGAUGAAAAUGCAAAAGUGACAUAUUCAUUAUUAGAUAAAAGUGUUUCAAUAUCAUCAGCUGUAAAUAUAAACUCAGAUACAGGAGAUAUAAUCAGUCUUCAGUCUUUUAACUAUGAGGAGAUAAAAAAGUUCCAGUUUAAAGUUCAGGCCACAGACUCUGGUAUUCCUCCGCUCAGCAGCAACGUGACUGUGAACGUUUUUAUUCUGGAUGAGAAUGACAACAGACCUGGGAUUCUCGCGCCCUAUUCUGAUCACGGCUCCGUUAACUCUGAGAACAUUCCCUAUUCUGCUGAAGCGGGCUACUUUGUGGCCAAGAUCAGGGCUGUAGACUCCGACUCUGGCUACAAUGCGCUGCUUUCUUAUCACAUCUCUGAGCCUAAGGGGACCAACCUCUUCCGAAUCGGAACCAGCACCGGGGAACUAAGGACUAAGAGGCGAAUGAGUGACAAUGACCUGAAAACUCACCCGUUGGUGGUGUUGGUUUCUGAUAACGGAGAACCCUCACUGUCAGCGACUGUGUCUAUCGAUGUAGUGGUGGUUGAAAGUACAGGUGAAAUACAGACUCAAUUCAAAAAUGUACCGAGAAAGGAGGAGAGCUUCUCUGAUUUAAACCUGUAUUUGCUGAUCGCCAUUGCCUCGGUGUCAGUGAUAUUUUUAUUGAGCGUCAUUAUUUUAAUCGCUGUAAAAUGGCACAAUACAGAUGACAGUUUCAAAAGGUACGGCGCCCCAAUGAUCACCACACACCCUGACGGGAGCUGGUCUUACUCUAAAUCUACUCAGCAGUAUGACGUGUGUUUCAGCUCAGACACACUGAAGAGUGACGUAGUGGUUUUCCCCGCACCGUAUCCACCUGCAGAUGCAGAACUGAUCAGUAUUAAUGGAAAUGACACGUUGAACAGGACUCAAACAUUACCCAACCAAGACAAGUGGGCGUUGCUGUCCAUGGUUCUGAAGGCGCGCUAA